This is a messenger RNA of Triplophysa dalaica, 5096 nucleotides long. RefSeq names its product family with sequence similarity 13 member B (gene fam13b). Lineage: Eukaryota; Metazoa; Chordata; Actinopteri; Cypriniformes; Nemacheilidae. The record is from RefSeq and is a predicted model, not a curated record. The transcript has 24 exons. The coding region runs from base 362 to 3235 and encodes 957 amino acids. Gene Ontology annotation, biological process: signal transduction.
UGUGGCUAUCAUUCUGUGCUCCACCGAACCAACGGCUCGCAUUAUUAAAACUGGCCAUGCAAGCCCGACAUUGUAGCUACUUUCCGUACAUCAUCAUUAAUAUCGCCUGAAUUUGGAGCAAGGACUAAUACAAUUAUUUAGUGUGGUGUCGUUUAUCUUCUGAUUUGACCCGCUUAACCACUGACGUCCUGAAUAGGAUUUGCGGUCUGUCAAUGAGGAACUACAGGCUCAUCUUUUGCCAUAACCUGAAGCAGCCAUAGAUCAUUUAAUUUACUACUCGUGAGUGGAGCAGGAGAUCAAGUCAACUUCUGGGUGUUUGAAGUACAACAAGACGGACUGAAGCAGCCAGGCUGUGGAGGCGAUGAGGAAGAGCCUCUCUACUUCCCUCAAUGACUCCCUCAGCACUGCCAGAGUGUUCGGGAUCCCCCUGGAGGAGGUGCAUCACAGUGGACAGCCGGGGCAUGAGGUCCCUCUGCUGGUUAGGAGCAUCGUGGAGUACAUCGAAGAGCAUGGAGGCCUGCACCUGGAGGGUCUGUUUUUAGUGAACGGCAACGCAGAACGCGUGGAAUGGCUCAGGCAACGCUACGACAGCGGCGUGGAAGUUGAUCUGGAAAAGGAGGCUGACCUGGCAUCCGCCGUCAGUCUGCUACGCCUCUUUCUGCAAGAGCUCCCCGAACCCAUCAUCCCUGCCAGCUUGCAGGCACAAAUACUGCAGCUCUAUCAGGACUACAGCAGUGAGGAGGAGCUGGGAAGAAACAUGAAGUACUUCCUUCAGCAGCUGCCGCAGGUCAACUACAGCUUACUCCGCUUCCUGUGCCGAUUUCUGUCCGGUGUGGCAUCUCUUCAGGAGGAGAGCUGGAGCGUAGGGGCUCUCGCCGCCGUCUUCGGCCCAGACAUUUUCCAUUUAGACACAGAUGUUGAAGAUCUGAAAGAACAGGAGUCUGUCAGUCGUAUCCUGGCAGAACUGCUGGAGAACCAGGAGGAGUUCUUUGAUGCAGAGGAGGACGACAUCUCCAACACCAAUGACUACAGCUCCAUUAAUGACCAGAUCACCGAGCUCCUGGAGGAAGAGAAGCUGGAAGCCUGCGAGGAGCUCCCACAAGAUGGCGAGGACGGCCCUUCUUCUCUCUCACCCAAACAUGACCACGUCACCCCCUCCUCCAGUUCACAUAUUGCUUCCAUCAGCAUCCUUCCUGGAUCUACGGAUUUGAUCCAGAGGACACUCCGCGCUGCAGUGGAACAGCAUUUUCUGGACCUACAAACAUCUAUUGACAAGGAGCUCAGCAGCUAUGAGAGUCAGGUUUUGGAUUCCCUGCCAAUUAAGGGGAACUGCCCUACUCAGAAAACGGAGGGGACUGAGGACCAUGAAGCUGUGCAGUCUGAAUCUGAUGCAGAAGAUGAGACGCUCCCAGAGAAAGUUAGUGAGGAUGAACAACCUUCUGAGAACAGCGAGGGACCUCAGCUCAGCAGUCCGACCACGGAGGAAAGUUCUGGAAUGGACCUUGACACGGAGGCUCAUAUAGAUGCAGAGAAUCUUAACACAGAAAGAUUGGAGAGCCACCCUGACUAUGAGCAGAUGGACCUGGCUGAAGUUACCACCUGUGAGCCAGGCACGUGUGACCUGAAUGCUAAUACAGAGCCCAUGGAGUCAGUUAACGGCCCUCAGACUAUGAGUAGAAGUGUGUUUACGGACAGUGAGCAGGAAGCAUCAUGCCCCAUCACUUUCCCUCUCAUUGACUUCACAUGUAUGCAUCUGCAGAGGGAAGGGAGCGACACUGUGUCGGUGUACAUGUCAUGGCAAGAGGAGGCCGAGUCAGGAGAAGCCCAGCUGUCUCCACUGGCAGGCCGCAUGAUGCCUCUCCCUCUGGAGGAGGACCACCAGCCCUUACUUGCCCGACGCUUUCUCGACUUUGGCCACAGUCAGAGGUUCCUACAGCAGGACCAUGAUGCCACAUCUAAAGCUCUGUCCUGUGGGAGGCCUCGUCGAGCCUCCCUCAGUUCCAAAGACAGUAUGAAGGGAGACACAGUCUUCCAACAGCUCACCAAGAAACUCCAGAACCUGAAGAAGAAGAUCAAGCAAUUUGAGGAGCAGUUCGAGAAGGAGAAAAACUAUAAGCCGUCUCACGCUGAUAAGGCUGCCGAUCCAAAGGUCCUGAAGUGGAUGACCGACCUCACCAAAAUCCGCAAACAGCUUAAAGGACGACAGCACCUCUUGCCCAAAGGUUCCCUGAGGCACCAGGCUGUGCUUCAGUUACACAGACGCCACUCAGCCUCCGUCCCGAACACACCCCAUUUUACACUGUCACGCCCCCUCAAUGCCUCUAGACAGGCGCCCCUCUUCUAUGCCAAACAUAAGGCUGAAAGCGAGCUGACUCCACAGACGCGUCCACGCAGUAACACGCUGCCCAAAAGCUUUGGCUCCACACUGGAGCAUUCGGCUCACGAGAGCCCUGCGGAGAACGAAGCGUGGGGUCACAAACCCACCCGAGAGGAGACGCUGGAGCUCAUUCAGCAGCGCAUCAAAGCCAAGAGAGAAGAGGAUGGCUGGCCGGAGGAUGUCAAAAAAAUGACUAAGGAGGACCUUACCUGUGAGAAAUCAGUCCUGCAGAAGAACCUGCUGUAUUAUGAAGGAUUUCAUGGGCGCCCCGUCACCCGAGAGGAACGAUUGACCGUGAAGCAUGUGUAUGACAGAUAUCGGCUUGUCAAACAGAUGCUCACCCGUGUCAGCAUCACCCCUAUCAUAGCGUCACCCUCCAGCAAACGGCGCAAUCAGAUGUUACAGCCCAUCAUCGAGGGCGAAACCUCCCACUUCUGCGGUGAGAUCGAAGAAGAGGAGGAGGAAGAGGGCAGGGGCCAGCAGGAAAAUGAAGUAAUGCAGAGCGAGAACUCGGAAAUCAUCAUGGACCCGGUGGGCCAACCCAGCUUUCAGCAGAGUUCCCAAGAGAACAUCCUGAGCUCGGGGAAACUCAGUCUGGAUCUGCGGCUCUCUAGUUCGAACGCCUCCUCCAUGCCUGAGCUCCUGGAGCAGCUGUGGAAAGCCAGGGCAGAUAAGAAGAAACUGCGCAAGACCAUCAGAGAAUUUGAGGAUGAAUUCUACCAGCAGAACGGCAGAAAUGUUCAGAAAGAAGACCGCAUGCCUAUGAUGGACGAAUACAAAGAGUACAAACGCAUUAAAGCCAAACUGCGGCUUCUGGAGGUCCUCAUCAGCAAGCAGGAUUCCUCCAAGUCAAUCUAAAUCCCCGAGGCGUGGGAGCCAACCGUAUCAGAGAGGACCCAUAUGACCUCAAAGGCCCAACCAAUGCCCUUUUGACUUACCGUGUCAGCGUCAGCAUCCAUCAACCGCUGCGCUGGGCUGCGGCCCCUCUCAGUCACUCACACAGCCACUGAAGCUCUUGUUUUCUGUCCUCUGAUUAAUCAGAAUUUUGUUUGGCUUUUAAUAAUAUGACUUUUCUCAGCUUUUUUUUUACAUAGACCUCUAGCUUUCUCAUAAUGAGAAGUCAGCAGAGGAGACGUGAGUCACGGUAUCAGUUGCAUCAGUUACGUGUACAUUUGGACAUUUAGCACUGAACUCUUCCACAGACCACAGAGAUGGUCAUCAUAUUUCAAGCACCCAUGUCAUAGUCUCCCCCUUCCCUUAUUCAUGGGAUUGGGACAGAAGUUUCUACAGUAUGUAUAAAUCUAUACAGUUGGUUUAAAUAUUUGUGUUUUUUUUGCGGAUUGAAAAAUGUUUCUCUGCUAAAAAUCAGAGGAAGGUGGUGCUCUUUUUUUGUAAGAACAUGUAAGGAUCACCAGCUGAUCGGACUGACUCAAACUACCCGACAAAUCCUGUCGCAAGCUAUUUCUGUAAACUUUGUUAUUUGACCACAUCACUGACUCAUAUGUAUAUGAUACUUAACUGUUCAUGUACCUCUGUAUGUAACUCUUACUGUGUUCAUAGCUCAAAUCUGUAAUGUGCAUUCGACUAAUGGAUGAUGUCAUGAAAGUUAAUUUAUAUGCCAAACUAAUCUGUAGUUGGUUUGUCAAUGUUACAGGCCAGUGACGGUUUCAGAGAACAUGCUGUUUAUAGUCGCUUAUUUCUGAAUGGACAGACCCACUUUUGAUAGAUGGGAGUUAGUUUUUUUUAAGUAGUGAUAAAUUGGUUUUUGGACUUUUCAGCACAUCUACUUUCAGCGAGCAACAUGGCUCAAAGCAUCCAGUCCAGUUUUUGGCAAGUUCAAAGUUCAUUAGAUGACUCGAGGAGCACAGAACACAGUGUGAACCCUGAUCAUGGCAUACACACUUUCGUAAAUUGUGUCUCGUGUUUUUAGGACUUGAGAUCGGUUGAGGUUUCUUCCUCAUGUGGUCAUGUUGCACUUUUCAUCGUGAUCACUUUUCAGCUGCCAACCCAUAUCAGUAUCAUUUUUACAACCCAUCUGUGGUUAUGGCUGUUCUUGCGUGUAAUUGUUAUGUUAUGCAAUUGGAUGUGCAGUGCACUAAUAAAGUCUUAUCAAAGAGAUAAGAGAUCUCUGACAGUUAGGCACACUACUAGAUGUUUUGAUUGCUGUUGUUGAGAACAGUGCAGUUGACGGCAUGAAAUGUAAAGGCUGAUUAUACUAGGGGUGAACCGAACGAGUCUCACGAAGAGUAACGUAGUUACAAUGUCGGCAUGAACAGAUGUGUUUGGGACUGUUGAAGGAGACGAUAGAGACUAUUUGCACAGCAUUCUGGGAAUGCAGCCUGUUUUGUUCGUUCAAACUGUUUCUUGUUUAUUCGAGCACUUGUGCGUGAAGGAUGUUUGUGCAGGUUAAGUUAUAUUACACUAUCACUGUGGUGUAAGUGUGAUGUCGUUUUUUUAUUGUGGUUGUUUUGUACUCUCAUUUUUAAGCAUUUCACAUUUCUGCGAUACAUCUUUACCGUGUGAUUCCUCUGUAUCAGUGAAACAUCUGCUUUGUCCUGUUUUGUAUAAGCUUGUCAGUUGUAGGAUUGCAUGGCAGAAAUUUGUAUUUCUAUUUUUGUGCCAUGAAAAUUAAGCAAUAAUUAGCAAUGAGGCCUAUAUCAAUUGAAUGAGAGGCCUCCUGUAUCCAGUAUGUGCGUUUUCAAUAAACCGCUUGCAAGUA